Messenger RNA from Tupaia belangeri chinensis (Chinese tree shrew), 3616 nucleotides. RefSeq names its product peptidyl arginine deiminase 1 (gene PADI1). Gene Ontology annotation, cellular component: nucleus; cytoplasm. The transcript is spliced from 17 exons. Gene Ontology annotation, molecular function: protein-arginine deiminase activity; calcium ion binding. NCBI's taxonomy places the organism in Eukaryota, Metazoa, Chordata, Mammalia, Scandentia, Tupaiidae. The coding region runs from base 1 to 2118 and encodes 705 amino acids. The record is from RefSeq and is a predicted model, not a curated record.
AUGAGGAAAGGCCCGGAAGACGGGAGGACCCCUGAAGGAACCACACAUGUGAUGGUGAGGACACGGCGGUGGAAGAAGGAGGGUCUUGGCAGUAGCCCCAUGGGUUCCAGGGACCCCUCCACUCCUGCUUCAUCGAGGCAACUGUUUGAUGGGGACAGACUGAUCAUGGCAGGGGUUUGGAAGGAGGGUCUGGAUUUUUCAGAGGACGUUGUGUCUGGUGAUGUGCCCAGGGAUGCUAAGGCCUUCGGGGUCUCGGGGAGCUCCGGGGUAGAGAUCUUCAUAGUCUACGACCCCAAACGGGUGACAGAGCCCACAGGCAAGACCCACUGGCCCCUGGAUGCCAAGGUAGACGUGGUUGUCUCCGUGAACAGAGCCAGUAAGGACUUAAAUGACCUCAAGGUGAAGGUCUCCUACUUCGAGCAGCCUGAGGGCGAUGCCCUGGGCCACAGCGUGCUCUACCUCACUGGCGUUGAUGUCUCCCUAGAUGUUGACACAGGCCGGACAGGCAAGGUGAAGAGGAGCGGAGGUGACAAGAAAACCUGGCGUUGGGGCCCUGAGGGCUAUGGGGCUGUCCUGCUGGUGAACUGUGACCGGGACAGUCGCAAGUUCGGGGACCCCGACCUCGCCAACAGCCAGCUGGUGUCGCUGGACGACCUGCAGGACAUGUCCCCAGUGGUGCUGAGCUGCGACGGCCCUGAUGAGCUCUUUGACAGCCACGAGCUGGUCUUGAAGGUGCCCUUGUCUGAUUCUGAAAGAGUGCGGGUCUUCUGUGCCCGGGGUGGGAACUCCCUUGCCGACUACAAGCAGGUGCUGGGGCCGCGGCAUCUGACCUAUGAGGUGGAAAGGCAGCCCGGGGAGCGGGAGGUCAGAUUCUACGUGGAGGGGCUCACCUUCCCUGACACCGAUUUCUCGGGGCUGGUCUCCCUCAGCGUCAGCCUGGUGGACACAAAGACCUUUCCUCAGGCGUCCCUCUUCACAGACACCGUGACCUUCCGCGUGGCCCCCUGGAUCAUGACCCCCAACACCCAGCCCCCCCUGGAGCUGUACGUGUGCAGUGUGGUAGACUCUCACGGCUCAAAUGAGAAAUUUCUGGAUGACAUGUCUUAUCUGGCUUCAAAGGCCAACUGCAAGCUGGUCGUCUGUCCUCAGAUAGAUAAUCGAAAUGACCGCUGGAUCCAGGAUGAGAUGGAGUUUGGCUAUAUUGAGGCCCCUCACAAGUCCUUCCCCGUGGUCUUUGACUCUCCCCGGAACAGAGGCCUGAAGGAUUUCCCCUAUAAGAGGGUCCUGGGUCCUGACUUUGGAUACGUAACCCGGGAGAUCCUGUACACUGGCCCAUCCAGCCUCGACUCCUUUGGCAACCUGGAUGUCAGCCCGCCCGUCACAGUGGGCGGUGUGGAGUACCCGCUGGGCAGGAUCGUCGUCGGAGGCAGCUUACCCAAGUCCAGCGGCCGGCGCAUGUCCAAGGUGGUGUGGAACUUCCUGCGGGCCCAGCAGGUGCAGGCGCCUGUGCAGCUCUACUCGGACUGGCUCUCCGUGGGCCACGUGGACGAGUUCAUGACUUUCGUGCCCACCUCCGACCAAAAGGGCUUCCGGCUGCUCCUGGCUAGCCCCAGGGCUUGCCUCAAACUGUUCCGAGAGAAGAGCGAGGAGGGCUACGGGGAGGCAGCCCAGUUUGAUGGGUUAAAAUAUGAGGACAAGAGAACCAUUAAUGAGAUGCUAGCGGACAGACAGCUCCAGAGCGACAGUCGGUAUGCACAGAAAUGCAUCGACUGGAACCGCGACGUGCUGAAGCAGGAGCUGGGCCUGGUCGAGAGCGACAUCAUCGACAUCCCCCAGCUGUUCUCCGUGAGGGACUCCUACGCCGAAGCCUUCUUCCCUGACAUGGUGAACAUGCUGGUGCUGGGCACGCACCUGGGCAUCCCCAAGCCCUUCGGGCCCAUCAUCAACGGCCGCUGCUGCCUGGAGGAGCAGGUGCGCUCCCUGCUGGAGCCGCUGGGCCUCCACUGCACCUUCAUCGACGACUACCUGUCCUACCACGAGCUGCUCGGGGAGAUCCACUGCGGCACCAACGUGCGCCGGAAGCCCUUUCCCUUCAAGUGGUGGAACAUGGUGCCCUGAGCCCGCUCCCCAGCCUGCCCUCCCACCCUCCUGCGGGGCAGCCGUACCAGGGCGGGUGUGCGGAAUGUGUCCCGACCUCCAUCCUCCUGGGGGCUUUGGCAUGCCCGCCCUGUGCCUGCAGACGUGCUGGCCACUGUGGACACAGGGGCACGUCCUCGCCUCUGGAGGGGACAGCCUGCCCCCAGAACGACAGCCUCAUGCCACCCUCUCCCCUUCCCCACCCUCGGCCCCAGAGGUUCUGGAGGAGACCAGCAGUCUUGGCGUGUUCAGGCAUGGCUGUGCACGGCCUCAGCAGUUGGCCCCACUCUGAACUGCUCCUCUCUGUUCCGAUGCCUCCCUGCGGCAUGAGGAGGGCGGCUCUGUGUCUGUACUGGAGCGGAGCCCAGAGGGCCGGGGCUCUGCUGUGAGGGCCCGUUUCCAGGCCGCCUCUGGCUCCCCUGAGGCUAGGAAGAGACAGGAGGUAGCCUCUUCCCUCUACUGUUGUCUUUUCCCAGAGGGAACCACAGACUGUGAACCCCACCCUGACACCCCUCAGCUGGACGUCAUCACACAGGACAGGAAGGCCCAGCAUCUGAGGACCUAUUGUCAAAAGGGAAAAGGGGGAAACAAAAACUUGCUAAUACCUGACUCCAUCCUCGGAGGGUGCUUGUUACCUGUCUGGGAAGUCUUUAAUUACGAGAGCUGGCCGCUUCCGCCUGAGAAAUGCUGAGAGGCCAAAGCGAGGCCGGGAGGAUGCACGGGAGGACUGGGCAGGCGGCGAGCCAUGCCAGCAGAGGGCUGAGCACAUACCGAGGAUCGUGGGGCCUAGGGGCAUCCAUGUCCUGGGCUUCGAUCUGGAGAGAGCUGGCUGUUCCAGAUGUAGCAGGGGCAGGGGCCCAGAUGUUAGAGGAGGGUGGGGGACCAUUAGGUUAUCUCUGAAGGUGGAGUUUAAUUGCCAUUAAUAGUCUUUAAUUAUUCCCCUCGCUCUGCCGGCAGUGGGAGGGGAAGGCUUGCCCAGAUCCUCUGGGCAGUCCGUGGGCCCUGCACGUAGCUUGGGUUGGGUUUUGCCUGCCCCGUGGCAGGCGGUAAGCCCUCCCGAGUAGGGAAGACAAGCUGCCAUGGGAGUCUAAGCCCUGGGUGAGGCCACCAGGACGUGUGGUCAGGCAGGGUGGGCUGGGCUGCAGGCAGUGGGAGCCAGCCUGCCCUCCAUCCCCCUGUCUGAGGGUCAUCGAGAGGCUGGGUUUUCGGUGACCCCAGGCGUGACCUCAGACUAAGCCAGCUACAGUCAGUUUUUCACCAUGAAACACCGUGGAACUGCUGUGGUUCAAGGGGACGAAUAGGAACCUGGAUCCUCCCUUUCCAGAAGGUUCUGCAGAACUCCACUGGCAAGCUUCUGCUUUAACCUGUGCCCUUUGCUUAAGGCUGAGCCAAGAGGGAGAUGGCAGCUCUUCAGGGACUGAGGGUGUGAGGCUGGGGUUGGGGCUCCCCAGGGACAGGGCUGAGGACAGAAGGGGCAUCG